This is a messenger RNA of Ceraceosorus bombacis, 1815 nucleotides long. NCBI's taxonomy places the organism in Eukaryota, Fungi, Basidiomycota, Exobasidiomycetes, Ceraceosorales, Ceraceosoraceae. The record is from the annotation of a GenBank genome assembly.
AUGACGGGGCUGUCAAGUCGCCAGCAAGCUGCCACACCAUUACAGGUCAAGAAUCAGCCUCCUACCUUUGCACCCCUUAUCAGACUUCGGCGUAGGUCGCCGCCGCUUCCAGGAGGAAUUGGUGGUGUAGCUGAUGCUGUGCAAGGCAUCGAUCAUGCGAUCUCCACUCAUCGCGUCGAGCUACAACCACCCGAGCAACGAGCAUUGGGAUCAGGGAGCUCCUCAAAGACGGUCUCCCAUACUGCCGAAUUGAGCGCACCCGAAAAGACGAAAGCCAAGCGAGGAAGAAAGUCUCUUGACACGCCAGCACCUGCUACCGUUGCGAAGAAGGCCAAAUCCGUGCUAACAGAGGACUUCGGAAAGCACACGAAGCAGGUGGAAGCCAUGUUGGCUUUAGCAAUCCCUCCGUUACGCCGACCGAGUGCAGAGGUGGUAGCUGAAGGCGCCAAGCAACCUCAUCCAUCUGUGCUCUCUACAAUCCCGGGCAGGAAGAACAUGUUUGGCAACUACAUGGAGGGCAUGUGGCGCAAAGAGGCGCGGGAAGGUCCACCAAUACCCGAACACAAACUACUGCCGGCGUCUGACCUUCUAACAUCGCCCCCGCGUCCGAUACACAGCAUAGAGCUCAAAUUGCCUAUGGAGAGAACCAAGGACAAGCCUCCUGUACACAUACCACCCCAGGAAAGUGUCCAGGCGGCGGUCGAUCAUUAUGCCGCUCGCUUUCAUCCUACUAUGAAGAGGUUUUCUGUACGUUGCGUCUCGGACACCUAAGCGCUCAGGAUCUCAAUGUGCCCUCCUGACUGUUCAACAUUUCCUGUCCCAACUCAGGUUUUGCGCGCCUUUGGCCGUAGUGACCAUGAACCGAUCUUGCACAUGACUGGGACUGCUCAAGACGAUGCGGGUCGAAAGAUCCCCGGUGGCGGAUUGACUAGCCUCGGCAAAUGGUAUGCGCAUCACAAAAUCUAUAUGAUGCCAGGCACGACGCACUCUAGGGGUCACUUCGGCCUGCUGAAUGCCGAAACGCCACCGCCGGGUACGAAGAUCAUGACUUCGAUCGGCGAUGAUAACAGUUUCUGGAGGUCCUCGCGCAAAAUCAACGGUAUGCCUUGGAAACACAAUACGUUGUUCGGUUUGAAAAGAGCGGACAUCAUCGAUCCGCAGAAGGUGGCCGAACGCAGGCAAGCCUAUGCGGCUAUUAGACGGACGGAGCAGCAUAAGAAGGAGAGAAAUGCUAAGCGUAGAGCGCGUGUUGCGGAACGGAAUGGCAUGUACGGGGAACAAGGCGGGAGGACAAGUUCGUAUGGUUCCGCAAGCCACUCCAAGUCCUCUCUCUCCAGCUCAAAUCCGCUUCAGUCGGCAGACAAGGAGAAAAAAGGCGUCAGCCACUCGGCGAUCUCAAAUCCGACGUCUGUCGAGGAUGGAACAGCAGCAGAGGUAGAACACGGCAGCCACUCAAGCACCCAAGCAGCUCGGACCAGCGCGCGAGGAGUGGGUCAUGCUUGGUCAGCUUUGGCACCGGAUUCACCAUCCGUCUCUAACAAAUCAACCGCAGAGGCAAGUCAUGGUCAGCUGUCGACUCCUGAAGAGCCUCGGACCAGUCAAGGCAAAUCAUCAAGUCACGACUCCUCCAGGACAACACAGGCGCUCGCGGGCAGUGCCGGUGACGCCGCAACAUCAUCGCAGCACAGGCGACCAUUCAGCCCUGCAAAUUCGCAAGCCAAUCAGAGGCACAUCUCAAUACCACCUUCGCCGUCAAAUGCAGACGAUGAUGUAUUUGCUUCGCUAAGUCCCAUCGAGCACCUCGAUCAUUCCUAA